AUGCUUACAAUGAAGAAGCAAAAUGUGCGCACCCUCUCGUUGAUCGUCUGCACGUUCACCUACUUGCUCGUCGGCGCCGCCGUCUUUGACGCUCUGGAGAGCGAGUUCGAGGAGUCGAAGCGGAAGGAUUUGGAGCUGGAGGAGAACGAGAUACGGGACCGGUACAACAUCACGGAGCCCGACCUGGAGCGCCUCCGGAAGAACAUCAUCCGGUCGGUGCCCUACAAGGCCGGGACCCAGUGGAAAUUCGCCGGCGCCUUCUACUUUGCUCUGACGGUCAUCACGACCAUCGGUGAG
Messenger RNA from Lymnaea stagnalis (great pond snail), 297 nucleotides. The record is from the annotation of a GenBank genome assembly. NCBI's taxonomy places the organism in Eukaryota, Metazoa, Mollusca, Gastropoda, Lymnaeidae.